UGUCGGGUGUAACACAGAGAUUUCAUCAGUCUGAUGUUUCCCUUUAUUAUGUGUUUGAGAAGCAGCAAGGAGGGCGGUUGGGGUCGCUGACCCUGUAACUGAUCCAUGAGUUGAUCCAUGUGUUUGUGAAGCAGCAAGGAGGGCGGGAGGGGUCGCUGACUCUGUAACUGAUCCAUGAGUUGAUCCAUGUGUUUGUGAAGCAGCAAGGAGGGUGGGAGGGGUCGCCGACCCUGUAACUGAUCCAUGAGUUGAUCUAUGUGUUUGUCUCUUCUGAGCAGAAUCCCUGAGUGACAUUAAAGGCAGAUACAACACAGUUACACUUAUAUUCCCCAUAGAUCCUACUGACAAAUGGAUCAACUGAUGGAUCAGCCAAUUGGAAUCUGCCCCUGGAUCACUGAACUCACACUCACACUCACACUCAGACUGAGACUCAGGGAAGGAGAGAUUCAGACAAUGGGCGGAGCAGUGAGACUCGGGUCUGACACAGGAAAUUCAGUCCUCAGUCCAACUCUACACAAGCCAAUCCCCGAGUCCUUCCGCUUGGAAUCUGACGCCCCGCCCACUACAGCUGACAGGUCACGUGCGCCGCUGAUGUCACCGGAGGCAGCAGUUCCAUAAGUGGGAAGAGGAAUUUGUUAGUCCCGGGGUCCUGCGGACCGGAAGUACCGAGGCACAGACCGGAAGUAGCGGUGUAAGGGGGAGGCGGUAGUCAUGCCGAGGAGGAAGCAGUCUCACCCGCAGCCUGUGAAAUGGGGCAGUGAGGACCCAUUAGAUCCAAACCCAAGCAGUCUCGUUCUAGAGAGCGAUCUCCUUCUGGGCCAUGAGCUGGAGUUCUCCAACAGCAGCGACCGGCUCCUCUCCUUCUCCAAGGACUCCGAGGAUUCAGUGGUGUGUAAAAUGGAGAUCCCCUGCUACUCCCUGAGUGAGGACGAGUAUUCGGGGUACCGCCCCCUGAGUGCUGACAGUGACCCUGAUGAUGUGGGGAUGGGAGACCUGCCUUAUCCAUGUGGGACCACCUUAGGGGACUCUGGCCGCUGCCUGGGCUGCUUGCCUUGCCUUACGUCUUCCUCCUCGGCCGGGGGCUCUCCUCCUCCCACCAAUGCUCCCGCCCCCUCCACAGACUCCUCCUCUCCCCAUGGGCAAAAGGAACAAAUUCUCUUCCCCUGCCAACUGUGCCCCUUCUCCACCCACUAUUCCAGUCACCUUAAGCGCCACAUGAAGACUCAUAAUGGUGAGAAGCCCUUCCGCUGCCCCCACUGCCUCUAUGCCUCUGCCCAACUGGUCAACCUCAAGCGCCACCUGCGCACCCACACGGGCGAGAAACCCUUCCGCUGUGACCACUGCGGCUUCUCCUGUAGCAGCCCAGGCAACCUGAAGAGGCACCAGCGGGUCCACACCCAGGAGAAGCCCUACUCCUGUAACCUGUGCCCGUAUCGCUGCAACCAGAGCCGCAAUCUCAAGCGCCACCUUCUGGGGCACCGACAGAGAGGCCAAGAGAGACAGCGUCGUGGGGGGGCUCCCCAGGGAGAUGAGGAAGGAGCAGAGGAAGAAGAUGAAGAAGAGAAAGAGGUUAAACAGAGACACCCAGAAGAUGCUCCACCCGCUGCUCUUCCCCUGAUAUCUGGAGACCUUUCUGAUGCCCUUCUGCCAACCUGCGCCCACCUGAGCCACGCCUCCUCACCCCUGAGCCACGCCUCCUCACCUCCUGUGCCCCCCUCUGCCCCGGGGGAAGGGCUUCCUGAGUUGCUCUUCCCAUUUACCUGCCAGGCGUGUGGGUUGGUGCUGGACGAGGGCUGCCACCAGGAUGGGGAUAAUGAGGAGGAGGAUGGGGCAGCAGAAGGCCAGUUGUGCUCUGGGUGCAGCAGUUGCCCAGUUGGGGAGCCCGGGAGCCCCGGCAAAGGAUUUUCUUGUAUUAUCUGUUCCUUUGUUACUCACUAUCCCAACCAUCUGUCCCGGCACAUGAAGACUCACAGUGGGGAGAAGCCGUAUAAAUGCCAACUUUGCCCCUAUGCCUCAGCCCACUAUGACAACCUGAAGCGGCACCAGCGGGUGCACACGGGCGAGAAGCCCUACAAGUGCCAGCUGUGUGACUACUCCUGUGGCAACCUGGCAAACUUAAAGCGGCACGGGCGCAUCCACUCGGGGGACAAACCUUUCCGCUGCGGCCUGUGUAGUUAUAGCUGUAACCAGAGUAUGAACCUCAAGCGCCACAUGCUGCGCCACACGGGCGAGAAGCCUUUCCGCUGUGCCCAGUGCCACUAUACCACCGGCCACUGGGACAACUACAAGCGCCACCAAAAGACUCACGGACACAAUGUGGAGGGCUGGAUCCACCCGAGGCGCUGCAGCAAAGUGCAACGUUUCUCUAACAGUAUAGACUAGUGCCAGGGGGUGAGAGGGUGCCAAUGGGGCAGAAGGAAGAGAACGGGCAUCAUUGCUGUACCCAUCUCUCCCCACACUCAAACUCCACAGCUCUGCUCUCUCACCCACCAGCACAAACACCCCUCUCUCUCCCACCCACCAGUGCAAUAUCCCAGACACCCCUCUCUCUCUCCCACCCUCCAGUGCAAUAUCCCAGACACCCCUCUCUCUCCCACCCACCAGUGCAAUAUCCCAGACACCCCUCUCUGUCCCACCCACCAGUGCAAUAUCCCAGACACCCCUCUCUGUCCCACCCACCAGUGCAAUAUCCCAGACACCCCUCUCUGUCCCACCCUCCAGUGCAAUAUCCCAGACACCCCUCUCUCUCCCACCCACCAGUGCAAUAUCCCAGACACCCCUCUCUCUCCCACCCACCAGUGCAAUAUCCCAGACACCCCUCUCUGUCCCACCCACCAGUGCAAUAUCCCAGACACCCCUCUCUCUUCUAUGCACCAGUGCAAUAUCCCAGACACCCCUCUCUGUCCCACCCUCCAGUGCAAUAUCCCAGACACCCCUCUCUCUCCCACCCACCAGUGCAAUAUCCCAGACACCCCUCUCUGUCCCACCCUCCAGUGCAAUAUCCCAGACACCCCUCUCUGUCCCACCCACCAGUGCAAUAUCCCAGACACCCCUUUCUCUCUCUCACCCACCAGUGCAAUAUCCCAGACUCCCCUCUCUCUCUCUCACCCUCCAGUGCAAUAUCCCAGACACCCCUCUUUCACUUACCUGUAUCCCUGCUGGGCUCUACCUGUGGGACUUUAUUUCUGCAGUGUCUGGACAUUGGGGGCCCCUUUCAUUGUUGUACGGAGAGGGACAGUGUCACCUGCAUGAACAAAGAAUAGGGAAUUAUUUAUUGCUGCAAAUCCAUUGGUUCCUGUGUUCCUUUAUCUGGAAUGAGUUUAUUUGGGUUUGAAUGUUUUGAUAUUGGAAGUUCCAGUGAAAAUGUUAAAUUCUCACUGAUUCUCAGAAGCACAGUAUUUAAAAGACAACUAAACGA
Messenger RNA from Xenopus laevis (African clawed frog), 3418 nucleotides. It is a transcript of the gene znf513.S, whose product is annotated as zinc finger protein 513. Lineage: Eukaryota; Metazoa; Chordata; Amphibia; Anura; Pipidae. The record is from RefSeq and is a predicted model, not a curated record. The transcript is spliced from 4 exons. The coding region runs from base 712 to 2382 and encodes 556 amino acids.